AUAGGGCGGCCCGCGCAUGCGCGCCGGCGGCUGCCGCUGACCCUCCGCCUACACAGCUUCGUUUUCUGGUUGCCGAAGUCACCUGGGGUCCGAGUCCGGGUCCCGGUCCAGGCAGUCCAGCUCGUUUUCUUAUUGCACAGUGGGCAGGGCGGCUAGGGAGUGUGGUGCUGCCCCGGUAUCCCUGUGUGGGGCAGGAAGUGGGCUUCCAGAUUCCCAGUAUCCCCGUAGGAUCCGCUUCUGCUCGCUCAGGAAGGGCGGUGGCCGUCUCAUUACUCAACCCUCAACGCACUGGUCCUCCCAGUUCCCUCCCCUCAGUGGGUAAACAAACACACCAGCGCGUGACUCGACAGACUCGAAAACAACAUCUCAGAAAAGUUUUCUUUCCUAUCUCCUUAAACUUUCCCACUUCCACAUAUUGGAGCUUCUUCCCACCUCGGCCUACUCAAGCAUGAGAUCGGAGGCGGGGGGGCGGCGACUGGCGGCGCGAUGGACCUGACCGGGCUCCUGCUGGACGAAGAAGGCAGCUUCUCCCUCGCCGGCUUCCAGGACUUCACCUUCCUCCCAGGACACCAGAAGCUGAGUGCCCGGAUCCGAAGGAGGCUGUACUAUGGCUGGGACUGGGAAGCCGACUGUAGCCUGGAGGAGCUCUCCAGCCCGGUGGCAGACAUUGCUGUGGAACUGCUCCAGAAGGCAGCCCCCAGCCCUAUUCGCCGACUCCAGAAGAAAUACGUAGCUCAUGUGUCCCGGGAGGCAUGCAUCUCCCCAUGUGCUAUGAUGCUGGCUCUGGUGUACAUUGAACGGCUCCGGCACCGAAACCCAGACUACCUGCAGCAUGUGUCAUCCUCUGACUUGUUCCUGAUCUCCAUGAUGGUGGCCAGUAAGUACCUCUAUGAUGAAGGGGAGGAGGAGGAGGUCUUCAAUGACGAAUGGGGAACUGCUGGGGGUGUGGCCGUGUCCACUCUCAAUGCCUUGGAGAGGGGCUUCCUGAGUGCCAUGGAUUGGCAUCUCUACACUGACCCUCGGGAGAUCUUUGAGGUGCUGAGCUGGUUGGAGAGCUGUGUGGCUGAGCAGCAGGGACGGCGGCGAGGCUGGUACACCUACACAGACCUGUGUGUGCUGCUGGAGCAGCCGACCUGGCAGUUGGCCCUGGGCUCCCUCUGCCAGCGGCUGGUAAAGCUGUCCUGCCUGUUAGCUGUGGCAUAUGUGAGCAGUGUGGCCCUGGCUGUGGCAUCGGUGGCCGUAAUACAUCAGUCCUUGGGGCUGUCCUGCGCCCCUACACCUGGGCCGCCUGACCUUGGACUGACCUCCCGUUGCCUCCUGGAGCCCUGCAUACCUUCUGUGCCACAAUGCCUGCCGUCUCCCGCUAAUGUCUCCAGCUGCCUGGAAGGCAGCAUAGGGCUGCGGUCACUCUGGGGCAGUCUUCUGGCCUCACUAACUCCUCCACCAUUGCCUCCCCCAGACCCCCCUGCCCCUCCCACUCUUCUUCAUAACUGCCACCUUUGCCAGAAGCUCCAGAGAGACUCCCCAACCUGCCAUGCCUGCCACCGCCUCAACCAUACAGUCCCCACUGUGCUGUCCAGCCCCUGGUACCAUACCUAUGGCCUGGCUCCCCGCUGGCCUUGGAGCCCGGUGCCCCCUUCACUUCCUCAGCCUCAGCAGUGUUCCCUUUUCAGUGUCAUGGAGCUGGCUCGCCUCAAGUCUUUCAUUUUUCCAGGCUAGGUAGGGCUGCGAGGAAUGCAUUAAGAGGGUUUGGGAGUUUCUGAGAACCUGGAGGAGCAAAGCUUGAUUUAGAUCCUGUCUGCCUCUUUGGGUCCUUGGCAGGUCCCCUGUCCUCCUGGGUAGGAGCUUAUGGGGUGGUGGGGCAGCAGGACUGAAGGUCAUUCACUCCUAGAUCUCAGUGGCUGGCUGCUUGGCCAGGACAGUGAUGCCACCAGGGAGAACUUCCGCUUGGUGACCAGGGACAUGUCCCAGAUGGACGUAGGAGAGGCCCCUCUCUGCCUCCCUGGGAUUUUCUUGACUUUUACUUUUGAUUUCCCUAGGAUGGAAGAGUAUAGGUGGGAGAUAAGGGAAGUGGGGUGAGAGGAGAAAGGAAAUGUUGGCAUGGGCCUGUGUGAUGUCCCUGAGGCAGAAGAGCCAGGGACUGAUGGGGUCAGGUGGGAGCUGCUGGGUAAGGCAGGGAACCCUCUUCACUCCCAUUCCUUAGCUUUAGUCUAAUGGAGCCAAGGACUGCUGGGACCUUCAACCCUGACCUUUUGUCUUCCAGUCUUCUCUUAAUGUCCUGCUCCUAGGUUUCCCUCUCUUCUGGUUCUUCUCCCGGGUAUUCUCUUCCCAGGCCUCUCUGGCCACUGCUUUGUAUCAGGGUUUUUCAUGCUUUUGUAGAACUGAGGUUUCAAUAAACAGUUUCAGUUGCA
Molecule: messenger RNA, 2411 nt
Organism: Symphalangus syndactylus (siamang)
Lineage: Eukaryota; Metazoa; Chordata; Mammalia; Primates; Hylobatidae
Gene: CNPPD1
Product: cyclin Pas1/PHO80 domain containing 1
Biological process (GO): regulation of cyclin-dependent protein serine/threonine kinase activity
Cellular component (GO): nucleus; cyclin-dependent protein kinase holoenzyme complex
Molecular function (GO): protein kinase binding; cyclin-dependent protein serine/threonine kinase regulator activity
Source: RefSeq, a predicted model, not a curated record